AUGGUGGACUGUCGACUAGUUCUUUUUGUUUACAGCUAUCUGCUGCCUUUCACCAAGGCCCAGGGGAACUAGGCUGUGACGUGCAGUCCUGCAUCCCAGGUUGCAAUUUCCCAACCUGAAAAUCUGCUCGCUCUUUCAGCUUCCAAGAGGACGGGAUCCUCAGACCCCGAGGAAGAGAGCAUUCUCUACUCCAACCGAGCGGCCUGCCACUUGAAGAACGGAAACUGCUCGGACUGCAUCAAAGAUUGCACUUCGGCACUUGCCUUGGCCCCCUUUGGCAUGAAGCCCCUGCUGCGACGGGCCGCUGCCUACGAGGCGCUGGAGAAGUACCCGCUGGCCUAUGUGGACUAUAUGACUGUGCUGCAGAUUGACAAGGGUCUGACGUCAGCCCUAGAAGGCAUCAACAGAAUGACCAGAGCACUCAUGGACUCCCUGGGUCCCGACUGGCGCCAGCAGCUGCCGCCCACCCCCGUGGUGCCUGUUUCGGCUCAGAAGAGAUGGGACCCCACGUCUCCGGAGAGUCACAGAGAUGCUGCUAAAAAAAGCAAACCCAAAGAAACCAUGACAGCAAAGGACAAAGGUAGACCGUGACUCUGCCCCAGAGGGCCUGCCCCCCCCCCCCAUGUUCUUUAGAGCCAGCCGUCCUGCGGAAGGUCUAAGCUCAGUGACACAACACCUCUCCCAGUUAGGCUUAACCCCUUACAGACGGCUCCCAGUUGUCCAGGGAGGACAAAGAGAGCAUGAUCCUGCCCGGCAGCUGCCAGGGUGAAAUGCUGUAAGGCCCGCGGCUCAUAGUAUCCCGUGUCGGGUCCCUCUCUCCCCGCUGGCAGCAGUGGGUGGAGAUGGAUCACGUAGCAAGCAUGCCAAGAACACCAUACUCAACGCCAAGUGGCAAGAUGACGAUAACUGAAGCUUCAGGUUCAAGCAACGAUUGAUCCAGCCUUCCCCUCCCUCCCCAGGCUCUGCGCCAUUUCUGUUUUUUUUUAAAUCUUCAAUAUUUCUCGGCACCUUUCUCUUAGCCCUCUGUUGUCUUCACCUAGUGGUAAAACAGCGACAGCGCUUCCUGGCCUCAGGUCUGUGCACACACCUCCUCGCAUGGGAACCAAAAUGACUAGCUCACUGCCCUCGAGUCCAUGCCGACUCAG
Messenger RNA from Echinops telfairi (small Madagascar hedgehog), 1145 nucleotides. It is a transcript of the gene TOMM34, whose product is annotated as translocase of outer mitochondrial membrane 34. Lineage: Eukaryota; Metazoa; Chordata; Mammalia; Afrosoricida; Tenrecidae. Gene Ontology annotation, molecular function: heat shock protein binding. The transcript is spliced from 4 exons. The record is from RefSeq and is a predicted model, not a curated record. Gene Ontology annotation, cellular component: mitochondrion; cytosol.